CGACAGUCCUGGCAUCCAGAAAUCACACUUCAACUUCGACGCUCCGCCAGCAAACAGUUGCCAGCCACACCACGCCGCAAAAAGACUUCACAAUGGCCGCACUCAGAUGUACACUAACUUUGCUGCUGGUCACCAUUAUUGUGGCAGCCAUUCUGCUACACAGCAGCGAGGCAGCCUACAGGAAGCCACCGUUCAAUGGCAGCAUCUUUGGCAAGCGCAAUGCUUUGGACUAUGACAAUGCCAAGGCAAUGGGCGCUGUUUGCGAGGUGGCCGUGGAGGCGUGUCAAGGCUGGUUUCCCCAGAACGACAGCAAAUAGGAGCAAGCCC
Messenger RNA from Drosophila novamexicana, 327 nucleotides. It is a transcript of the gene SIFa, whose product is annotated as neuropeptide SIFamide. The record is from RefSeq and is a predicted model, not a curated record. NCBI's taxonomy places the organism in Eukaryota, Metazoa, Arthropoda, Insecta, Diptera, Drosophilidae. Bases 93 to 317 code for a protein of 74 amino acids. The transcript has 2 exons.